Brettanomyces bruxellensis is the source of this 3549-nucleotide messenger RNA. RefSeq lists its product as uncharacterized. The record is from RefSeq and is a predicted model, not a curated record. Gene Ontology annotation, molecular function: protein binding; mRNA binding; translation initiation factor activity. Gene Ontology annotation, cellular component: eukaryotic translation initiation factor 4F complex. The transcript has a single exon. The coding region runs from base 1 to 3549 and encodes 1182 amino acids. Lineage: Eukaryota; Fungi; Ascomycota; Pichiomycetes; Pichiales; Pichiaceae.
AUGGGCUCAUCCUCAGAACAGACGAGUACGGGUAGUCCCGCGACUGCCGAAAAGAAGAUAGCACAAGCAAAUGAACAAGCGUCGGAACAGCCGAAGCAACAACAGAAAAAUUCACCUGCAGUUUCAGCUGCACCAUCACCAGCUACUGUCAAUGCCUCUACAGGAAACGCACAGGCUCCAUCAGCAGCAUCAUCAUCAUCAUCGUCAUCAUUUAAUGCGGGCCACAGAAGGGGGUCGUCUACAUCAUAUCGUAAAAAUAAUGGUGGAAGGCGUGGAAACGGAUAUAAUCACAGACACUAUAACCAACGUCCCCAAAAUCCUCCAAUGUAUGCAGCUGCCCGCGGAUGGACGGAAUACAUGAAUCAGCAAUAUUACGCAGCAGCAGCAGCAGCGGCUCAAGGAUAUUAUUAUAAUCCACAAGCUCCGGCACCUCAAGGAUUUUUCACACCUGUGAUGGGUGCUAUGCCAGGCGUUAUUCCAGGUGCUGUGAAUGAAGAUAACGGGGCUAGAGCCUCUCAUCCGGUGGAUCUGCCGGCUAAGCCUGCAUCCCAUGCUGGAAUCAGCAUAAAGACGAAAGAUGGAAGGCCAGUUUCAUUUGCUCAGUUUAAGAAGGCCGAGAAUUUUGAACCAAGCAAUGCCCCAGUGACUGCAGCCUUGAAGACACCUGUUCCAGAACAAAAGCCUUCUCCCGAGCCAGUGAAAAAGCCGGAAGUGGUUGCCGUUAAGGAAGAGGAAGCCAAUAAAAGUAAGGAAAACAAGAAUGCUUUUAAGGAAGCCAUUCUUGCCAAAAUCCGUGCUAAAAAGGCAUUAGAAGCCCAAAAGAAGGAAGCAACGGUUCAGAAACCAACUCAAAAGCCUGAAACUGCUGAGUCCGCAGAUAAGAAGCCAGCAGCAUCGUCAGUUGAGACCAAAUCUACAAAGGUUGAGAAGCCCGCACCUACUCCUGCUAAAUCAAUUCCUGUUACGAAAGCGGAGAAGAAGGAGUUAUCAGUUGAAAAGCCUGUCGAAAAAGUUUCAAAGGUUCCAUCCGCUCCUGUGACUACCGCUGUCGAAAAGAAAGAGGAGGAGACUGAAAAGCAAGAAAAGAAGCUUACAGAGCCAGUUAAGAAGGAAGUGGCCGAGCCAAGUGCCGAAAAGCCAGCUUCCAAGAAGCCAGUUGCAGAAAAGCCAGCUGCAGAGAAGCCAGUUGCAGAAAAGUCAGUUACAGAAAAGCCAGCUGCGGAAAAGCCAAGUGCAGAAAAGCCAUCUUCAAAAGUUUCAAUGGCACAACUUAUUGCUCAGAAGAAUGAUGCCAAAUUUCAGCCAGCUGGCGAAGUGGAAACUCCAGCAAAGCAGGCUAUACCUUCACUUCCUACAACGCCAAGUUCGUUACCGGUUCAUAUUCCUCAAAAGCCAACAUUAUCAUCAAAAUCUGAAAAUUUGAUGUCCACAGCCAUUACGAAUGCUGCAGUUUCAAGAUUAGAACAAGACAUAUCAGAAUCACAAUCGGCCGAUGCUAAGGAGGCAGAGAACAAUGUUUCUAAGGUGACGAUGUCGCAAUUCUUUGAGCGUAUAAAGGCGGCAAAGCCAGUCGAGAAUGUUUAUAAAUUUUCAUACCCAGAUGGUGUGAUACUCCCAGACGAGAAAUUCCAGUCCUACCAUAAAAAAACGUAUGAUCCCGGAUUCCUGUAUCAGUUCUGUGAGGCAUGCGACUUUGAAGUUGAUGAUGACUGGAAGACCAAAUACUCUUCGCACGUUCUGUUGCUUGAUCGCUCUGGAAGCAAAGGUGGAUACCGCAAUGGCAGCCAGUAUGGUGGACGUGGAAUGUCGCGUAAUGGUCCUAGGGGUGAAUAUAAUGGAUCCAGAAAUGGAUCUCGUGGUGGAAGUGGUAGAAGACGGUCUGGUAGAGGCGAAAAGAGCCGCCAGGGAUCGAGGAGAAGAAAGGAUUCUCACAGAAGCCGUAGAGGAGAGCCAAGAGAUAUGCGUGAAAUGAGAGAGAUUGGUCACGGCUCUAGACACGAAGAGUGGAAUUCGAACCCAGAAGAGAAUGCUGGUUCCAGGGAGGCAGCUUCUGCUCCUGCAAUCCCAGAAACGCUUCCAAACGGUGAGCCUCUAUUGAAGAAGGCUGAGCACAAAUGGGUGCCUCGUUCCUUGAGAAAGAAGGAGAAGGAGGUUAAGUAUGCACCAGAUGGAAAGACGGUGCUUUUAGAGGAGGAUGACAUCAGAAGCAAGACGCAAUCUUUGCUUAACAAGCUUACAUUGGAGCAGUUUGAUAAUAUUACUGGAAAAAUGCUGGAGGUGGCAAACCAAUCUAAGUGGGAAGAGGAUGCACAGGCUUUGAAGCUUGUUAUUGAGAUCACAUUUGCAAAGGCCUGCGAUGAGCCCCAUUGGUCCAACAUGUAUGCUAGGUGGUGCUUCAAGCUCUGUAAGGAUGUCGACCCAGAGGUGAAGGACUCCAAGGAUGAGGAAUUGGGAGAAACAAGAAACAGUGGCUCCAACCUUGUUCAUUACUUAUUGGUUUCACGUUGUCAAACCGAGUACGAGAAGGGAUGGGAAGAUAAGCUUCCAACAAACCCAGAUGGAUCUCAACUAGAACCAGAGAUGAUGUCGGAUGAAUACUAUAAGAUGGCCGCUGCAAAGAGAAGAGGACUUGGCUUAGUUAGAUUCAUUGGUGAGUUGUUCAGUUAUAAACUUCUUAACAGACACGUCAUCAUGCGUUGUAUCGUGGAAAUUCUAAGUAAGGACGAGCCAUCGGAUGAUGCAAUGGAGACACUUUCCCAGCUGUUGAAGACAUGUGGUCCAAGUUUGGAUCAGACUUCAGAGGGCAAGCAUCAUUUGGAUCUUGCGUUCUCGAAGAUCCAUACCUUGCUAGAUACCAGCAAAUCACUAACCUCUCGUAUUAAGUUCAGUAUUCUUGAUAUGAUGGAACUCAGAAAGAGGAACUGGCGUGAUGAAAAUGCCGAAAAGUCCGGUCCAAAGACUAUUCAGGAGAUUCACAUGGAGGCUGAACGUAAGAGAGAGCAGGAAGAAUACGAAAAGGAAAUGAGAAGAAGACAUCAUGGAGGUCGUGGUGGUAUGGAUCAUCGAGGAGGUAGUAGAAUGGGUUCUAGAGCCGGAUCUAGGUUGGGUUCUAGGUCAAACUCAUCCAGAUGGGGAUCUUCGGACAGACUUUCUUCUAAAGAUUUGAGUAAGGUUGGUGUUGUGAGGAACUCAUCUGAAGGAUCUUUGGGACCAUUCAAAAAGAAUAAGACAUUUCAGACACUUGCCUCUCUGAGAAGAGGAAGGGAUAGAUCAUCUGAUAACUUCACAACAGUUUCUGGAAGUAUGAGAUCAUCAUCCACAAGGUCUACCACAAAUACGCCACCUACGCCGGAGCCAAGAGAGGCAUCAGUGAACAGAUUCGCCGCUUUAGGAUUAGAUGAAGAUGAAGAUGACGAUGAGGAGGAAGAGGAAGAAGAAGAAGCAGAAAGAGGCAAUGCAGAUGAAGAUGUUGCCUCUUCGAAUAAAGAGAGUACAGAAGAUAAUGUUAAGUCAAACGGCAAACCGGAAGAUCAGAAGGACGAGCAGUAA